Molecule: messenger RNA, 753 nt
Organism: Cyphellophora attinorum
Lineage: Eukaryota; Fungi; Ascomycota; Eurotiomycetes; Chaetothyriales; Cyphellophoraceae
Product: Disulfide-bond oxido YfcG
Exons: 3
Coding region: 1-753 (250 amino acids)
Source: RefSeq, a predicted model, not a curated record
AUGGCUACUGAAUCGAAUCUCGUCCUCUAUACCGAUGCUACUCCUAACGGCAUCAAAAUCACCAUUGCCCUGGAAGAGCUCGGCAUUCCUUACACGGUCAAGCAUCUCGACAUUUCGACGAAUGCUCAGAAGGAGCAAUGGUUUUUGGACAUCAACCCUAACGGCAGGAUUCCCGCCUUAACCGACAAAUUGGAGGAUGGCACACCCAUAAACCUCUUCGAGGGCGGUAGUAUCCUGCAGUAUCUCGCUGAGCGGUAUGACAAAGACCACAAGAUCAGCUAUCCGAGAGGCAGCAAGGAAUACUUCGAGACCGCAAACUGGGUGUAUUGGCAACACGGAGGCCUGGGACCCAUGCAAGGUCAGGCGAAUCACUUCUUCCGAUAUGCGCCAGAAAAGAUCAAGUAUGGCAUCGACCGGUACAUCAACGAGUCUCGCCGGUUGUAUCGUUGCCUGGACACGCAGCUCGGCAAGAGCAAGUCUGGCUUCAUCGUUGGCGAUCAUAUCUCGCUGGCUGACUUUGCCUGUUACGGUUGGGUAUACUGGGCUGGUUGGGCUGGUGUCGAUAUCGAGGAGUUCCCGAACGUCAAGGCCUGGGAGGCGAUGAUGACAGCUCGUCCUGCAAUCAACAAGGGCAAGGAUAUUCCGAAAACGCUGAAUGUCAAGGAAAAGAUGAAAGAUCCAAAGUUUGCCGAAGAGUAUGCGAAGAAGGCGAGUGGGUGGAUCAUGAAGGGGAUGGGUGAUGAUCAAAAAUGA